Molecule: messenger RNA, 1522 nt
Organism: Lolium rigidum
Lineage: Eukaryota; Viridiplantae; Streptophyta; Magnoliopsida; Poales; Poaceae
Product: alpha-galactosidase-like
Exons: 15
Coding region: 16-1263 (415 amino acids)
Biological process (GO): carbohydrate metabolic process
Molecular function (GO): hydrolase activity, hydrolyzing O-glycosyl compounds
Source: RefSeq, a predicted model, not a curated record
AGGAAGAGAAAGGCAAUGGCGCGCGCCUCGAGCUCGUCGCUGCUGCUCUUGCUGCUCGCCGUGGCGGCGACGGCGGUGGCCGGAGCCCGGGUGCCUGGGUCUGGGACCGGGAGAGGCCUGCCGCUGGACGGGAACGCGACGUCGGUCGAGCUGCGGGCGCGGCGGCGGAGGGCGUUCGAGAACGGCCUCGGCAAGACGCCGCAGAUGGGGUGGAACAGCUGGAACCACUUCUACUGCGGCGUCAACGAGAAUAUCAUCAGGGAGACGGCUGAUGCACUGGUCAACACUGGUCUGGCGAAAUUGGGCUAUCAGUAUGUUAACAUAGAUGAUUGCUGGGCAGAACUGAACAGGGACUACCAGGGUAACAUGGUUCCGAAUAAGCAAACAUUUCCCUCUGGCAUCAAAGCGCUUGCAGAUUAUGUGCACGCAAAAGGGUUGAAGCUUGGUAUUUACAGUGAUGCUGGGACACAAACGUGCAGUAACAGAAUGCCAGGAUCACUUGAUCACGAAGAGCAAGAUGUGAAAACCUUCACGUCUUGGGGAGUAGAUUAUCUGAAGUACGACAACUGCAAUGAUGCUGGCAGGAGUGUCAUGGACAGAUACACUAAAAUGAGCAAUGCCAUGAAGAAAUACGGAAAGAAUAUCUUCUUCUCGCUCUGUGAAUGGGGGAAGGAAAACCCUGCUACAUGGGCAGGUAGCAUGGGUAAUAGCUGGAGGACAACUGACGACAUCGCCGACAACUGGGGCAGCAUGACAUCCCGCGCGGACCAGAAUGACAAGUGGGCCGCCUACGCUGGACCAGGUGGAUGGAACGAUCCUGACAUGCUUGAGGUUGGGAAUGGUGGGAUGACUGAAGCUGAGUACCGCUCGCACUUCAGCAUCUGGGCACUUGCCAAGGCUCCACUUCUGAUCGGGUGCGAUGUGCGCUCGAUGAACCAGGCGACAAAAAACAUAAUCAGUAACUCUGAGGUCAUCGCUGUCAACCAAGAUAGCCUAGGCGUCCAGGGAAAGAAGGUGCAGUCUGAUAAUGGUUUGGAGGUAUGGGCUGGUCCGCUCAGCGGCAACAGGAAGGCUGUGGUUCUAUGGAACAGGCAGGGGUACCAGGCAACCAUCACUGCAUACUGGUCAAGCGUUGGGCUUCCUGCAUCCGCCACCGUCACUGUUCAUGAUCUAUGGGCGCACUCGUCAUCCUCCGCUCAGGGGCAAAUAUCCGCCUCAGUGGCGCCUCAUGACUGCAAGAUGUACAUCCUCACACCCAAGUAAUUUUAGAUGAAAGCAUAGACGAAGUUCGUAUUGGGGGUUACAGUCGAUCAUCUACAGGCCAAGAUUCAGGAAAAGGGUUUGCACUGAAGGAUCGGUAGAGCUGAAAUGAAAUUUGAGAGAUGCAAUUUGGUUAUUUGUGUACCGCUGGAAAUAAACUGUAGGUGUAUAUGAUGUGCUGCGAAACGUCAGCGCAUUUGUUUCUGAACAAGUUUGCAAGUUGUAGCGAAAGUUGCAGCAACAAAAAAGAAUCUCAUACCGC